This is a messenger RNA of Penaeus chinensis, 1240 nucleotides long. RefSeq lists its product as uncharacterized. Bases 347 to 958 code for a protein of 203 amino acids. The record is from RefSeq and is a predicted model, not a curated record. NCBI's taxonomy places the organism in Eukaryota, Metazoa, Arthropoda, Malacostraca, Decapoda, Penaeidae. The transcript is spliced from 8 exons.
GUUGAAAUAACGAAAUAACGUUUUUGAAUUUUGAAUGAAGUGCGAUUUUUUUAAAAGAUACAUUUUAAGGAGAACUUGGAUUUCUCUGUAGUUAGAAGCAGGAUCCCGCGUGUAAAGUGAUCCUCAAAGUUCUUUGCAAAGAGGUAUGCAAACGUUCAGAAUCAAGGACAGUGUGUAUAAACACGACCACUCAGAAGAACAAUAAAAAGUGCUAUCCUCUAAAACAACAGUUCAAGAUACAUAUCAACGCCGUUAAAAUCCACGGCACCGCACGCCGCCUUUCACUUACCACCCUAGCACAAAUCCCCACGCAGCGAGAGGCGCCGCGGACCGUCGGAGGAACAGCAUGACUUCGAAGGCGUGCAGGACGACCCGAGGGGCGAGGGUUCUUCACGCCCACCACGUCCUCCUCGCCGCGAUCUACACGCUGGCAGGUGGCAGCAGCGCCGAGGCCAGAAGCGUUACCACACAUUUCGCUCCCAACAACAGCUGCGUCAACGGCUACUGGCGAGAGGGCGCCUGUACCUGCGACCCUUGUUGGGAGGGAGACGCCUGCCAGCACUACGCUGAUCACUACGGCCCACAGUUCCUGGUCCACGAAGCCACCGUCGUGCUGCCUGCCAACGUCACAGGCAUCGCCUACCACGCCUGGAGCAUAGACGAGGACCUGGGUCUCACGUGUCCUCUGGGGCCCGGCGAGUCUGCCAGGUGUCCGUGCGCCGUCGUGCAGUACCACCUCUUCGCAGCCCCCGGGGACGUGCACUUCCUCCUCGACCGGGAUACUGGGAUCAUCACCAGGAACCCCCAGAGUAUAUUGGCUCCCGGUUCGACCUACGCGUAUCAGCUGAUGGUGCAGGACGUGCCCCUCGGAAGCGAGAUGUCGGCGGGGCACUUCGACAUCCUCGACCUCAAAAUCUACGUGAGUGACGACCACGUGAGGAAGAUACCAUGGACCUAACGUGCAGCUUCUCUCGCCUCCCCAACGAGAUGCCGAGGCUGUUCACCGUAGCAACAACAGUGAAAGCAAGAACGGUGAACAGAGAGUAGCUGAAAGGAGCAGACAGGGAUGCUGGGGUGUAUACUCCGUGGGUGUAUUGGCUGUUGUGUCUCUUACCCGGCACGAUGUUUGUAUAGAUAGAUGAUGUUUGGUGGCAUGAAGAUAAGUUAUUUAGUAUAUCACUUGACCAAUUAUUAACAAAAGGGAAGGAAGUCAUAGAGAGAGAGGGAGGGAGGAAGGGAA